GGCAGGACCUGCGGGUCUCCUCGGACCUCCGCAGGAUUCGGUUCUGGUUCCGCUCUGAGGAGGAUGUCUGCCGUGUAUCUGAGCCUCGUUUUCCUGCUGGACGGAUGUCUGCCGCAGCGCGCAUGUGCGGACGCUGCAGAGCAGGUGUGGCCCUCAGGGCUCCGGACCGGGGCCUCUGGCUUUGCAGCAGACCGGCGGGGGCUCUACAGAGACCAGGAAGAUCUGGAUCCGGAUCUGCUGAUGGCAGAGAAACUCAGGAACUCCACACAGAUCGGCAGCGACCACGCCUACUACACGUCCAGGAUCUACGGCCCCGGAGACGCUCGGGGCAAAGACUUGUGGGUAAACGUCCGGGGGGGGCAGUGGAAGGUCCUCGGUUUCCUGUCCAACUCACACAGACAAGCAGAGAGAGUAAAUCUUUCCUUCAGCUUUCCCUUCUAUGGUCAUCCCCUGAAAGAAGUCACCGUAGCAACAGGAGGGUUCAUCUACACCGGAGCCAUCCUCCACAGGAUGCUGACCGCCACGCAGUACAUCGCCCCUCUGAUGGCCAACUUUGACCCCAGCCUGUCCUCCAACUCCACCGUGAUGUUCCACGACAACGGAACCGCGCUGGUGGUUCAGUGGAACCACAUCCACCUGCAGGACAGCAUCAGUCUGGGAAGCUUUACCUUCCAGGCCGUCCUGCACGCCGACGGCCGCAUCGUCUUCGCCUACAAGCAGGUUCCUGUCGACGUCGGUGACAUCAGCUCUGAAGACCACCCCGUCAAAGUGGGGCUGUCGGACGCCUUCGUGGUUCUUCAGGAGAUCGAGCAGAUCCCCAAUGUUCGUCGCAGAACCAUCUACGAGUACCACAAAGUGGACAUCCUGAAAUCGCAGAUCAGCAGCUGUGCGGCGGUGGAGCUGCUUCCUCUCCCGACCUGCCUGCAGUUCUCCAGCUGUGGUCCGUGUGUCUCCUCCCACAUCGGCUUCAACUGCAGCUGGUGCCGCCGGCUGCAAAGAUGCUCCAGCGGCUUCGACCGGAGCCGGCAGGACUGGGUGGACUCCGGCUGUCCAGAGGAGGAGAGGGAUCCCUGGUGUCUCCUGACGCCGGCCGUCACGCCACGUCCGAUGACACACAGCACCCCCUCCUCCACAGCCUCACGGCAGUGGGGGGUCGCGGGCGAGACCUCCACACGGCUCAGCGGGACCUCCACCGACCCCCCGUCAGGCAGCGGCUGGAGGGAGAAGUCAGGCGCUCAGAAACCAGCCAGCAAAGCUGCAGACGACAACGCAUCAAUCUCCCUCCACAUCAGUGAGACAGGAAACGAGGUUGGACAGCAGAGUGAGGGGGGGUUGCAGAGUGGCCCUCUGGCAGCCGUCGUCAUAGUGACCCUCAUCGUGACAGCCGCCGUCCUCACAUCUGUCUACAUGUACAACCACCCGACCUCCACUGCCAGCCUCUUCUUCAUGGAGCGACGGCCGACGCACUGGCCCAUCCUGAAGUUCCGGCGGGGCUCGGGGCGCCCCUCCUACGCCGAGGUGGAGACCCCGGGGCAGGACAGAGACGGCACCGUGGUCAUCGACCUCAAACCCUCCUUUGUGAUGACCAACAGGAGGGAGAGCGAGCAGAGGGAGGGCUUCAUCGUUCCGGACCAGAGGGAGCGCUUCCUGCGCCCGGAGCGCUCCUGACCACAACCACAGAUCCCAGAAUGCUCUGGGGCAGACAGGCUCUGAUGCUUAGGUUUACGUCAGGAAGUAAAGUCAGAGACGGCGACGCGCUCCAGCCUCCGUGAGGAUCUCAAAGGUGAAGAGUCGGAGAGAACGUUCUUAUGGAUCAGGAGGUUGGUGGUUCCUGCGUGUUUUAACCCUCUCAAAGACGACUUCAUAUCCGCCCAUUCACACCUCCACGCUCAGGAAUGUCACACCUGGACGCCAUUUCCUCCUCUGGAAAACACAGACCGCACUCCUGACGGGGACGCCCGCCUCCGUCUGGCGAGCUGCGCGGCGUCUGAGUCUGUGCACGACUCUGGACACGUUCUGUUUAUUUUCUCUGUAAACAACAACAAACUCACAACAUUUUUACUAAACUCUUCAGACUCGACACAAAGAUUCAGUCAGUUUGGAAGCUGCUUUUAGUACCAAAAAACAUGUUUUUUUCUGUUUUAAAGUUUAAUUACCAGAAAUGAUCAAAGAGUUGUGACUAAAUUAAACUAAUUACUCUGAUUUAAAAAA
Molecule: messenger RNA, 2211 nt
Organism: Oryzias melastigma (Indian medaka)
Lineage: Eukaryota; Metazoa; Chordata; Actinopteri; Beloniformes; Adrianichthyidae
Product: plexin domain-containing protein 2
Exons: 14
Coding region: 64-1668 (534 amino acids)
Source: RefSeq, a predicted model, not a curated record